AAGCCCAUAAUUGAAAUCCAUUAAAUAAUUUAAAAUCCGAAAGAAAAUCAUAAAGAACUGGGCCCGUACCUGUCUAUUGCAGGUGCACAGCAUAACUGGUACCCCCCUGGCGCAAAUAAUUAAAUCCAAAUAACUACCAGGUUCUGAAACUGUAAUACACGUGUCAUUUUCACCAUUGAUGGCAUACAUUUAAUGUACGUUCUCGCGUGACAAUAUCUCCCACACGCGCGCAAUUCAUGUCAAAUCCCAUCACCCAAGCCCGCGAAGCCACAGCCCGGGCACGUGACCGCCAAACUUUCAGUUUUAACAGUCCAAAUUCAUAGAUUACAGACGGAGAGAGACAUUGAAGGAGAAGCAGUUGAAGUCGCGAAGUAGCCAUUGGAUUGUUCCGGAAAUCCCUCGAUUUUCAGAGCCACCGAUCCGAAGCUCCCGCAAAUGACGAUCAAAAAUCCUCAUUUUUUCACCGGUUUCGAGCACAUAAGGGAUGCCUAUGGAUUUACUGUGAGGCCUCAUCAUUUUCAAAGAUACAGAGAGUACGCUGGUAUCUAUAAGGAAGAGGAAGCAGAAAGAUCAGAUAGGUGGAAGAGUUUUCUUAACAACGAAGAAGUAUCUGAUCAACAGCAACAUCGUAGCCAAGAGGAGGACAGGACUGGGGAUUCUGAAGUAAAAAACCAGGAAAGUGUUUGUGCUGCUGAUGUGGUUGGAGAGGCUGAUGAUUCUGAAGUAAAAAACCAGGAAAGUGUUUGUGCUGCUGAUGUGGUUGGAGAGGCAGAUGAUUCAGAUAGAGAGAAGCCUCUUUCUGACAUUCAGACAGAAACUAAUCUUGAGAAAGAGGUGCCACCUUCCACACAAUCAAAACCCCGUGAGGUGAAGACAUGGACUGACAUUAAAUCAUCUCUAUGUGCUAUUGAAACUAUGAUGGCAUCUCGUGUAAAGAAGAAAAAUUACUUGAAAGGUGACCAGUUAACAUCUUCUCAUGAUCAUCUUCCAAUUGAAGAGUCAAAACCUUCAAAGGGAGAAUCGGAGGACGAGGAUGAGAACGACAAUGUGAUAUUGGAUGACAGUACAAGAACAGCUGCUGAAGGAUGUACUGCAGAUGAUGGAAUUUCUGUAGAAUCUUCUGUACCUUGGAAAGAUGAACUUGAGCUACUUGUUCAGGGAGGAGUACCAAGAGAUCUCCGGGGAGAGGUCUGGCAAGCCUUUGUUGGUGUUAAGGCACGUCGGGUGGAGAGUUAUUACCAGGAUUUGCUUGUCUCUGAAAGUGAGAAUGACACACCAUUACUAGACAAUGAUAGUAAGGGAUGCAAUAAAGAAAAAGCUGACGUGCCAGAAAAAUGUAGGAAGCAGAUUGAGAAGGAUCUUUCUCGAACUUUUCCUGGGCAUCCUGCAUUGGAUGAGAAUGGUCGAAAUUCUUUAAGGCGCUUACUUUUGGCAUAUGCUCGGCAUAACCCAUCAGUUGGGUAUUGCCAGGCAAUGAAUUUUUUUGCUGGUAUAUUAUUGCUCAUGAUGCCAGAGGAAAAUGCCUUUUGGGCCUUAGUGGGUAUUAUGGAUGACUAUUUUGAUGGAUGUUUCUCACAAGAAAUGAUAGAGUCUCAGGUUGACCAACUUGUUUUUGAGGAGUUGAUGCGUGAAAGGUUUCCUAAACUGGUGAAUCAUCUAGAUUACUUGGGAGUGCAGGUUACAUGGUUAUCUGCUCCUUGGUUCCUUUCAAUUUUUGUAAAUAUGCUCCCAUGGGAAAGUGUUCUUCGAAUUUGGGAUGUACUCCUAUUUGAAGGAAAUCGUGUCAUGCUAUUUCGAACUGCACUUGCUUUGAUGGAAUUGUAUGGUCCUGCUAUAGUGACAGCUAAUGAUGCAGGAGAUGCCAUCACUUUAUUACAGUCCCUUGCUGGUUCAACUUUCGAUAGCAGUCAACUUGUGUUGACUGCUUGCAUGGGUUUCUUGAAUGUAACUGAAGAUAAAUUGCAAGAACUAAGAGAAAAGCAUCGGCCAUCUGUUAUUUUGUCAAUAGAGGAAAGAGCAAAAGCUGGUCGAGUUUUGAAAGAUCAAAAAAGUCUUGCAACUAGGCUCUAUAGUUUCAAGCAUGAUCCUCAAUCACGAAAGAAACAAUCUGAAGUGGAGGAAGGGCCUAGUGAUAAGAAUGCAGACACUGACAAAUCACAUUCCAGGACUAGCUCUACAAAUCUGGAAGAUUUGCUAAACGGCAUGACAUCAGAUUCAGAAGUAGAUUCUGUUCCAGAUCUUCAAGAACAGGUGGGAUGGUUGAAGGUUGAGCUAUGUAAUUUGCUGGAAGAGAAAAGAGCAGCAGUUAUCAGAGCUGAAGAAUUGGAAACUGCCCUUAUGGAAAUGGUCAAGGAAGAUAAUCGACGAGAAUUGAGUGCUCGGGUUGAGGAUCUGGAGGAACAGAUGGAGGAACUGCAACAAACCCUUGCAGAUAAGAAAGAGCAGGAGAAUGCAAUGCAUCAGGUUCUGAUGCAAUUUCAACAAGAGCAGAAGAUAACUGAAGAGGCUCGGAUUGCUGCAGAGCAAGAUGCAGCUGCUCAAAAGUAUGCAGCACACAUUCUUCAGGAAAAGUAUGAAAAGGCCAUGGCAUCCCUUGCUCAGAUGGAGAAGAGAGCUGUCAUGGCAGAAUCAAUGCUGGAGGCAACCAUGCAAUAUGAAUCUGGCCAAGUCAAAGCUUUAGCUUCUCCAGGGGGAAGACCUGAGUCUCCAAGGAAUGCACCAGCGAAAAAGAUCAGUCUACUGUCAUUUGGGCUUGGGUGGCGAGAUAGGAACAAGGGAAAGCCGCCAAUUGAUCUUCCAUCAUCCAUGGAAAGUAAACCUACUGCUGAAGGACAGGACACGAGCAGUAGUCAACUUCAGAAUGGGCUUCAAGACGAUGACAAAGAUACUGCUAAAGAUUGAAUGCUUGAAUCAGAACAACAUCCAGACCCCUAUUAUUGGCAGGUAGCUAUCGAAACACAUCAUCUCCAGUGUUGAAUAUCUGUCCCAUUUCAUCUUCUUUUUUUUUUUUUUU
Molecule: messenger RNA, 3013 nt
Organism: Ipomoea triloba (trilobed morning glory)
Lineage: Eukaryota; Viridiplantae; Streptophyta; Magnoliopsida; Solanales; Convolvulaceae
Product: TBC1 domain family member 2B-like
Exons: 18
Coding region: 436-2901 (821 amino acids)
Source: RefSeq, a predicted model, not a curated record